Messenger RNA from Wyeomyia smithii (pitcher-plant mosquito), 5652 nucleotides. It is a transcript of the gene aux, whose product is annotated as cyclin-G-associated kinase. Bases 151 to 3870 code for a protein of 1239 amino acids. The transcript has 5 exons. Lineage: Eukaryota; Metazoa; Arthropoda; Insecta; Diptera; Culicidae. Gene Ontology annotation, molecular function: AP-2 adaptor complex binding; protein serine/threonine kinase activity; ATP binding. The record is from RefSeq and is a predicted model, not a curated record. Gene Ontology annotation, cellular component: cytoplasm. Gene Ontology annotation, biological process: protein phosphorylation; regulation of clathrin-dependent endocytosis; positive regulation of Notch signaling pathway.
UGUCAGUUGCUUUCACUGGAGAGCUGCGGCUGGCAAAAAAGAUCACAGGAACAAUCGAAGAAAAAAGUUAUCGUUUCUUGUUCGAGUAAAAAUUCAGUGGUUCAAAGUUUAGUGGUUUUCUGCGUGAAAACUACUGCGGGUCGUCGUAAGAUGAGUGAUUUUUUCAAGUCAGCAAUAAAUUACUUCAACGCUGGCCCAGCUGGCUGUGGUCAGGAAUAUGAUUUUGUUGGUCAAACAGUGGAGAUUGCCAAUGUCAAGCUGCGGAUCAAACGUGUAAUCGCUGAAGGUGGUUUUGCGUACGUUUAUGUCGCACAGGAUGUUCAGACUAACAGCGAAUAUGCUCUGAAACGUCUGCUGGGAGCCGACAAGGAGGAAUGCAACAACAUUAUCCGCGAAAUAAACACACUGAAGCAAGUGUCUGGCCAUCCUAACAUCAUAAAAUUCAUAGCGGCAACUUUUAUCGAUCGUACCCAGAAUUCCUCUGCGAAGCGCGCCGAAUAUUUGUUAGUGACAGAACUGUGUAAAGGAGGUUCACUGUAUGAUUGUCUUGAGAAGGAUCUUGCACCGGAAGCUGUUUUACGAGUAUUCUAUCAAGCUUGCAGGGCAGUUGCUCAUUUACACACCCAAGCGGUUCCGAUAAAUCAUCGGGAUAUUAAGAUUGAGAAUUUCCUUAUCGGAUGUGACGGUCAACUUAAAUUGUGUGAUUUCGGAUCAGCAUCGACUGACACCUAUUCACCGGAUGUGAACUGGAAUGCCCAUCAGAGAGAUAUGCUCGAAGAUCUCCUUGGCCGCUGUACAACUCCAAUGUAUCGAGCUCCAGAACAACUGGACACAUGGGCCAAUCAUCCUAUCGGUAUUAAAACAGAUAUCUGGGCAUUGGGAUGCAUACUUUUUUGUCUGUGCUAUCGAAAGCAUCCGUUCGAAGAUUCUGCUAAACUGCGUAUUAUCAACGCAAACUUUACCAUACCAAAUGAUUCUCGGUAUGCGUGCUUCAGUGAGAUUAUCAAAGGUUGCCUUCAAGUCGACCCGCUUAAGCGUUUUGACAUUUCAAUGGUUUUGGAUAGAUUGGCUGCAAUAUCGGAAACGAAAGGAUGGUCAUUAAAGGCUCCGCUUGGACUGCACGGAAAACCACUUAAUACACCACCAAGUGGCGUUUCACCUAAUCCUAGUCCAAUGCAUCUACCAGCAGAUAUUAUUCCAGCAUCAGGGAACCAUGCCCCUCCUCAAAGACCUGCUCCUCCUCGACCAGCUCCGGCAGUGCACAUGGCUGGGCCUCCCGAAGAACGAAAAAAUGCGCAGCGCCCUCCAGAUCCCGUGCGACCUCCUCCUCCAGUGAUUGCACCGGCGGUUCAUCAUCAUCCUCAUCAGCCGCCAUCGGUUGGAGCCUAUGUUGGUGCAGCAGGCACUGGUGGAGGUGGGCUUCUUUCAUCGAUAAAAGGUGGAGCAGGAAGUUUUUUUAAAAACCUGAAAGAUACAUCUUCGAAGGUAAUGCAAACGGUUCAACAGAGCAUUGCCCGCACUGAUUUGGAUAUUAGUUGCAUUACGCAGAGGAUUUUGGUAAUGCCUUGUCCUUCGGAAGGACUGGAAUCGACCUAUCGAACCAAUCACAUCGAAGAUGUGAAGAUAUACCUGGAAAGCCGGUAUCUUCCGACCAAAAUCAGCAUCUACAACCUUGGCCCACGCAAUUGUCCAAGGCUGCCGCCACCAGUUCGCACCGUAGAGGGUAGUUUUAUUUAUUCACCUGUUCCAGUAUCAUAUAAAGCACCAACUUUGGUUGGUUUGUAUUCCUUAGCCGAAGAUAUGUACGGCUUUUUGAACGCAGACCCUAAAACGGUGAUUGUUGUCCAGAGCCCUGACUCUGGAAAAGCUUUAGCGGCUACCAUGGUUUGUGCUCUGCUGAUUUAUAGCCAGUUGGUAACAGAGCCGGAGGAUGCUAUGCAGAUAUUUGCGGUCAAACGAACUCCGCCUGGCAUGCGAGCAUCUGAAUUGCGGUAUCUCUAUUAUAUGGGUGAUUUAGUUCGAUCGGUACCGCAUUUACCCCACUACAAUCCAGUAACAUUAGUAUCCGUUACGGCUAGCCCCGUACCUAGAAUGACAAAAGCUCGCGACGGUUGUAGAGUCUACGUGGAAGUGGCUUCGGGUGAUCGAGUUGUCUUUAGUACUUUACAAGAUUAUGAUCGCAUGCGACUGUAUAGCGCUGCGGAAGGCAAAAUAUCUAUCGCACUCAAUGUAACAGUGUGUGGCGAUGUUACAGUUACUCUAUACCACGCUCGUAAUGCUCUCGGUGGCAUGGGUCGUCCACAAGGAUUAAAAAUUUGUCAAUUCCAGCUGAAUACCGGUUUCAUACCGGAGGAGGAAACAUUAAUCAACUUCAGCAAAUCCGAAUUAGACGACGUUCCUGAUUUGGAACACGUUCCACAUGGCUUCAAUGUAGCGCUGUCGGUAUUCGUGGGGGACUCGGAACGUCCUCCUUCAAGCCAACCUCCUUGGACAACGGCAAAACUGCCUAGGGAUCCAAAAAUUUUGUUUGCUUCCCAAUUAGAAUAUGAAGAGAAUGUUGACAACUUUAUUUCAAAACCGACAUCCAAAUCGGCAACAGCGCCGCAUAGACCUCCUCCCCGUCCGGCUCCUCCAUCACCGCAACCAUCUAGAGCAAACCAAGCACCAUCAGCAACAAAUGAACAGCCACCAUCUACUGUUCCUGGCGAUUCAGAUCUUUUGAAUAUUAGCACUGCUAAUCAAGAACAACCUGAAAAACUGAACCAUGAGGAACAACAGAGUGCUAAUUUUGAUUUACUUGGUGGUUUCGCCCCCCCAGUUGCAGACGUAAGUGAAUCAGAUGGUGACAAUAAACCUCCACCUGCUGCCCUGGAUGAUAUUUUCGGAGAUAUCGCCAAUGAUGGAACUGCUGCUGGGCCGAUACCAUUGCAAUCCACCAAAUCGAGCACCGACCUGAACGGACUAAAUCUUAAUUUUGAAAAUUUUGGAGGGGUCGCCAAGCCGGCAGUUUCCAACGAAACGGCUUCUAAUGGAGUAAUCAACAAUCAGUUCAACAAUAGCUUCGGAUUCGAUCCUUUUGCUGGAAUUAGUGCCAGCGCCUUUCACAGCAGUCAUCAACCGCAACAGCCACAGCAGGCUCAAACAACAAAUAAAGAUCCAUUUGCUGACAUAGGCAAUUUAGGAUCUAACCUAGGAGCCACCGGUUGGGGUAAAUCUGGUGCUCCACCAACUACAACUCCCAGUCCACGCUCAACACAGUUCUCCAGCCCGACCCAUCAAUAUAGCGGAGCUAGCACAGCCAAUCCUUCGCCAAGAGCACCGUCAACUCCUAUCCAUCAGAUGCGUAGCCCAAGCGAAACACAGCGCCCUGACUACAGCCGAUCACAUUUCGAGCCGUCGAAGCAAUCGGCCGCCGGCACCAAUGGUGCCAACGGGCAACAAAAGGAAAAAUCCGGCGAUAUUUUUGGUGACAUUCUUGGCUCACAGGGUUAUUCGUUCGGAAGUGGAAAAAAUCAGGGACCGCGUACUAUCAACGACAUGCGAAAAGAAGAAUUGGUCAAGGAAAUGGAUCCGGAACGAGUAAAACUGAUGGAAUGGACUGAAGGAAAGAAAAAUAACAUCCGAGCGUUACUCUGUACGGUACACACUGUACUGUGGCCCGGUGCUAAGUGGACGAAGUGCGAUAUGCACCAAUUGGUUAGUGCCGCUGAUGUGAAGAAAAUCUACCGAAAGGCUUGUCUAGCGGUACAUCCGGACAAACACACGGGCACUGAAAACGAGAGCAUGGCGAAACUAAUUUUUAUGGAACUGAACAACGCUUGGAGUGAAUUUGAAAACGACGCCACGCAGCAGAAUUUAUUCGCCCAAUAAGUGAUACUUUAUCGAGGACUUGUACUGUACUAUUUAUUCCUUAAGCCUUAGUGUGCUUGACUUACCGCCGGCGCACACACAUAUGCAAAUCAUCACCGCGGCACCGAUUUCAUUAGAUCCAAACUGACAACAGUAAGUACCAAAACUGUUAGCGUUUUGCCAGUUCGACUGUAUGACGAACAACACAUUUUCCGCAUUGUUCACAAAAUUCUCACACUGUUAUCGCUUCUGAAUAGUUGAUAAUCUUUUAAGUAGUUUUACGAAGCAUUACAUCGUAUAAUGCUACUCUUUAUGAUUUAUGUUCCAUGGAUGCUGCUGCAACAUAUAAGAAAACUGUAUGAGAUGUACCCGAAAGAUAAAAAACAUUAUCGGUGAAAAAUCUGUGAAACCAUCAAUUCAAUUAUCCAACAUUUUACAGAUCGUACACCUAUUGGAGUGUUAAAAGUUUUCAAAACGUGGCUUGUUACACUUGUGAUGCAAUGGUUCAAAUCAAAUCGGAUUUUAUCAUCAUAGCUCCUAUCGUAUUGACAUUUACAUGGUUUUGCAUUUUUAUUUUCUCAGAUUCGUUUUUUAACAGACAUUAGAAGCUCGUUAUUUAAUGAUGAUUUACUGAUUAUUUAAUCAUACAAAGAAACAUGAAUUUCAUUGCAUCCACAAGUUUCGUAACAAGCAAAUACAGCAAAAUAUAUCUUUAUUUUGAUAAUGUUCUACUCAACUCUAAUCAACGCUAUAAUAAUGUUGAGAUUACCUAACAAGUAUGAACUAGCAACUAUAGCAACCGAAUAAUAGGUAUUCUCGAUGUUUUGCAACAAUAUUGAUAGAGCAGUGGCUUUAGAAUAUAACAUCGAGAGGCAUAACAUUGAAGACCAUUUAGAUUAAACUUUUUUUACUGAAUUAAACCUUCAGUUUUUUAAAAAUGCCAUUCGAGUGUGGGUGUUAUAUAUUUAUAUAUAACUCUGAUAUAUAGCACUGAUUCCUUUGUCUUUCGAUAGACUUGCAAACAUCCGAUGUAACGAUUGAAACUGAUACCUACGUUCUACAAGUCCAAAAAAAGCCAGUGUAAAAAUGCAAAUUACUACAUUAAUAAACCGUUGUUGAUUGUAAAUGUAACAAUUUAAGAAAUAGGGUAGCAAAUGCAAACGAGCAAAUAAGUUAUUGUUCAGCCCUCGGUUGAAGGAAUCAAACACGAAAAGCAAAGCGAUACGAACUGUGAUUGAAAAUGAGUUUGAAUUGGCCGAAUGACGUGCAGAGAGCGAGUGGUGUGAAGACAACAAUAAAUAGGAGACGAAUUUAUUUCUGACUGCGUUAAACUGCUCUUCAGUGCGUGAUUAUAACUUUACGUAACAACUAUAAACUUACUUUUCGUGUGUAUAUUUUUGUCGUAUAUUUUAGGACGUUAAGCAUAGCAGGAUUUAAUAACAACAACGACUGCAAUACUAUAUUUUUUACUCAGUUCGUUAACUUAAUUGCGUCUAGGUGAGCAUUCCUGAGCAUUCAGUUGAACGCCACAAUGGAAUAUCCUGCGGGUUUAUUCUUUGGCGUUCGACUAUGCGUUUUACUUCUCUAAAUCCUUAUAUAUAAACCUUAAUAAACCGUGUUGAUUUACCGAUGGGGAUGUAUGAAGCGAGAAACGAGAGUAGUAUUGGAAUUUGUUUAAUGAUUUAUGUCUUCACGAUAAAUUUGAUUCGAAUGUGAAUAUGUUGAAACUAGAGACACCGUAUUUAAUAAGGAUAAUAGUUAAUAUAUUGCUCCUAUUGAUGAAUCGUACAGUUAAAGCAGGUA